Raphanus sativus (radish) is the source of this 1767-nucleotide messenger RNA. RefSeq names its product protein phosphatase 2C 3. Gene Ontology annotation, biological process: protein dephosphorylation. The coding region runs from base 136 to 1407 and encodes 423 amino acids. The transcript is spliced from 3 exons. Lineage: Eukaryota; Viridiplantae; Streptophyta; Magnoliopsida; Brassicales; Brassicaceae. The record is from RefSeq and is a predicted model, not a curated record. Gene Ontology annotation, cellular component: cytosol; nucleus. Gene Ontology annotation, molecular function: cation binding; protein serine/threonine phosphatase activity.
UCUAACACAAUCUACACAACACCAUUCGACUUCUGUAAUAAAAAAAAGAAAAAUAUCAGACAGAGAGAUAUUUCAUUUCUCGGAAAUUAGUAUUGACGAUCAAGUGCGAAGAACGCGGCGAUCCGAGAGUUUCUGAUGGCGGAUAUUUGUUACGAUGACGAACCGUCAUGGUCUAGCCGGAGGCGAAGGAUCGGAGUCCACCGAUGCAGGAUAUCUCCGUCAGAGAUGCAUCAGGCGGCGGUGGAAGAUACAGAGGGGGUUUAUAAGCGUAACAAGCAAGAGGAAAAUGAUAUUAUGAACUGUGCAUCAUCACCUGAUCAAGGUUGUUCAGAAGCAGUCGAGAGUGUGCUACUUGAUGACGUUGACGCCGGUGAAAAUUCAUCGGUUAUCGCAGCUAUUCCGUCUAAGGAAACGGCGAGAGAGACGGAACCGAGGAGGCCUAGAUACGGCGCCGCAUCAGUGUGCGGUAGAAGAAGAGAGAUGGAGGAUGCGGUUGCGAUCCAUCCUUCUUUCGUUCGGAAGCAAACGGAGUCUUCUCGUUCCAAGUGGCACUAUUUUGGAGUUUACGAUGGUCACGGCUGCUCUCACGUCGCCACUAGAUGUAAAGAGAGGCUUCACGAGAUAGUGCAAGAGGAAGCAGCUCUCUCUGGUGGUCAAAAAGAAGAAUGGAAGAAGAUGAUGGAACGUAGCUUCGCGCGCAUGGACAAUGAGGUUGUUCGUUGGGGCGAAACCGUGAUGAGCGCUAACUGCAGUUGCGAGCUUCAAACGCCGGAUUGCGACGCUGUCGGAUCCACAGCUGUUGUCUCCGUCGUUACCCCGGAGAAGAUCGUUGUAGCGAACUGCGGCGAUUCCAGAGCAGUUCUCUGUCGGAAUGGAAAGCCAGUUCCUCUAUCCACAGAUCAUAAGCCGGAUCGUCCAGACGAGUUGGAUCGGAUCCAGGAAGCAGGAGGGAGAGUGAUAUAUUGGGAUGGUCCUAGAGUCUUGGGCGUGUUAGCCAUGUCACGAGCCAUAGGUGAUAAUUACUUGAAACCAUACGUGAGUUCGGAGCCGGAAGUUACUGUGACGGACCGGACCGAAGAAGAUGAGUUUCUGAUUCUAGCGAGCGACGGAUUAUGGGACGUGGUGACGAACGAGGCGGCGUGCGCGAUGGUGCACAUGUAUCUUAACAAAAGAGGUGGUGGCCGUGGAAGGCGACGAGAAACUCAGGACGAGUGUAGUGACGGGAAAGAGGAUGAGAAGGUGGUGGUGGGGUCGAGCAAGAGCGGGAAGAAAGGAGAGAUCGCGGACAAAGCAUGCACGGAGGCGUCAGUGUUGUUGACGAAGCUGGCGUUGGCUAAGCAUAGUGGCGACAACGUAAGCGUCGUGGUCGUUGAUCUCAGAAGAAGAAGAAAAAGACACGUUGCUUGAGUUGACACUAAUCUAUCUCAUUACUCCACCGUCUUUUAAAAAAAAAGUAUGAUUCUUUUGUUUUUUUUUCAUUGGGUAAAGUGUGUGGAGGUUUCACUGGGACGAAGGCAUCUCAGUUCAUCUCCAAACCAUAGAGGAAAAAAAGCAUUAGUUGAAAAAAAUCUCGGUUUAACGAAACCGGUUAAAUCGGGGUAUGGUUGUUUUUUUUCUUUUUUCUUUUUUGUUCUGGACCAUCGUUUUUGCCUUUUUAGUUGUGUGUAAUCGACAAACAAAAAAGGAAGACGGGUUAUGUACUUAUGUGUCACCGUCUGGAUGGAAUGAGUUCAGAAUUCAAUAAAUAAAAAGCAUGUACGUUUUGUU